Molecule: messenger RNA, 2738 nt
Organism: Populus euphratica (Euphrates poplar)
Lineage: Eukaryota; Viridiplantae; Streptophyta; Magnoliopsida; Malpighiales; Salicaceae
Product: transcription factor bHLH145
Exons: 4
Coding region: 918-2015 (365 amino acids)
Molecular function (GO): protein dimerization activity
Source: RefSeq, a predicted model, not a curated record
UUCCGUUUUCUCUCAGCAUUUCCACUUUGACUGUACUCUCUCUCUCUCUCUCUCUCUCUCUCUCUCGGUGCAGUGCGGUUUUUCGAUCUGAGUUUGAAGUUCAAGAAUUCAGCGGCUAAAAGGUAUUGUUUUUCACUGGUUGAUGAAUUGGUUUUGGUGAAGGGAACAACUGUGGCGAUAUUCUUGGGAGAGAAACACUAUGCGGUGGUUCCUGAGUCUUUCUAUUGAUGUGUAUCGGAAAGUUAUCUCAUUGAAUCUCUAUUGUAAAGUGAUCCUGUAAAUUCCUUUACAAGCCUCGCCUUAAAUUCUUAACCUUUUUCGUCUUGUAACUCGAUGGGAUCCACUUUCUUCGUUGUCGUUCCCUGUUACGUUCGUCAGAUUAGCUGAACAGUAGCAAAUCCAAUAUCCUCUCUGCUUUCUUUCUCAUUUUGUUUCCUGGGUGAAAAAUCUGACUGCUUGUUGUUUAUUUCUUGGUCUAGUUAUCCCUCCAGUUACGUGUAUUAGGUGUCCCUUUGCUGACGAUUAAUAUAGUUUUCUGUGUUCAAAUUAACAUUGUCCCUUUGUUUGUUCUUCUCUGGAAUUUCGUUCUUUCUGUUAUCAAUAUAUUGAAGGGCUGGGAAGUAGUUAUGGUGUGCCAAGCUGCGAGCCAAACAAAUUUUCGGGCAUUGAAACACGAAAACGGGAUUGCUGGGUGUGCCACCAUUAUAGUUAGAGUUAUAGCAUGCUUUCAACCGCUUCAGGAUUGCCAGGCUGAAUAUUUCCGUCAUCUGCUUAAACCUGUCACGUAGAUUUAGUUUUUCACUUUCGUUUUCAAGUUAAGCUGGAUUGUUUUAUUUUUUUCAUUAUUACUGAAAGAAGUAAGUGAACAGCCACUUCUACUACAGCAGAAAUCCUUUUUCGGUGAUUGUUGUGGUUAAAUGGGAGAAGAUUGGGGAUCUCUGUUUCCUCAGCAGCGAUUUAAUUGGCAAUCACCCAAUUCAAAUUACUUGGGUGCUUCACUUGCCUUUGGGCAGCAAAAUGCUCUUCCUUUGCUUAUGGAUCCCAAUACUAACAUGGUCUCUACAAAUGGGAUCGGGUAUCCAUUUACUGAGCUACUGCACUCACUGGCUAGCCAGGAAAAUGAACCUCGUGGAUGGUUUCAUGGUUUGCCUCACUUCCGACAGGCCGUAAUGCCUCCUUCAAACUCUGUUCUUAAAGAGAGAAGGCCUCGUUUAGACACUGUUCUCAAAGAGAAACUCCCAACUGCCCCUCAUGACAAUAAGGAGAACAACAUACCUAAGGCAGUCUCUGGCUGUGAUCAGAAAAGAUUGCUUGUUUUUGACCAGUCAGGUGAUCAAACAACUUUGAUCUUUAGUUCUGGAGUUGGGACUUCUGUCCAGUUCUUGAAGUCUUGGAUACCAAAACCAACAGUUGGCUUUGAUUUGAAUAGGGAAAUUCCUGGGGCUAAAUGUCAAAAUUUUCAUUUAGGACCAAUCGCAAAUGAUGAAUUUGUUGAAGAUGAUGGGAUUGAUAUGCAUGAGGACACUGAAGAACUGAAUGCCUUGCUUUACUCGGAUGAUGGAAGUGUUUGCUCUGAAGAUGAAGUCACCAGUACAGGUCAUUCACCUAGUACAAUGACAACACAUGAUAGGCGAGAUUGGUUUGAUGGAAGCGCAGAAGAGGUUGCUAGUUCUAAUGGUUCAAACAAAAAGAGAAAGCUGUUUGAUGGAGGUUAUACAGAUGCUCCAUCACUCAAUGACACAGCUACUUCUGUAAAACCCACUAGAUGUUUUGGUCACGAGGAAGAUGCAGAAUCCAGGUGUGACAAUGGCACCAAUUCAGUGUUACAUGAAAUGGGUUCAGAAUCAGGCAACAAGAGGAUGAGAAAAGAGAGUAUUCGUGAGACAAUGAGCAUUCUCCAGAACCUCAUUCCAGGUGGAAAGGGCAGGGAUGCAAUUGUUGUUCUUGAAGAAGCAAUUCAAUACUUGAAGUCAUUGAAGUUCAAAGCGAAAGCUUUAGGACUUGAUGCUCCAUGAGUUUCAAUGCUUGUUAUGCCAGUAAUGCUAGGUAGUACUACCUGGUAUUGUCCUAUUAUUAGUUAGAUAUUACUAGUGUUGUGUGCGGAAUAAGUAAGGUGAAAACUUAUGUUGGGUUUGAUUUGAACCGGAGAAACAGUUCCUAGCGAAUGAGGUGAGUAAUAGUAAAAGGAGGAAAGAUCGGUGUCCAUCUCUUGUAGCCUGUCUCAAUUUCAAUGUUCAGCGGCUCAAACUGCAAAUCAGCAAGCUUUGGAUUAUGAAAAAUUUGCUGCCGUCUAGAAAGAGGAAUGGAAUUGCAGCGUAAGAUGUCCCAAUAAAGGAAAGUGAGUCAUUAAGCUAUGUCUUAGGGUUUAGAGAAAGUAGCACUCAUUCCUGGGCGUGGGGUGCUGGCUGUGUGAAUGAGAAGACUAGUUCUAGAGGGACCCCCAUAAAGAGGAUGUAUGCACGCUUCUUGGGUGUGUCUUGAUUCCCAACUCAUUCUUCCCUUUUUGUAUUCUCAUCGAAGUUUUAUGUUUUGUGGGGUUAAUUCUUGUGAAUGUGCAACAUUUGCACGAGUGAGGGCAUCCUUUAUUUCACCUUGCAACUUCAUAUAGUGGCCCCAGUUCACCAUGUCAUGUAUCCUUCCAAGUAUUGUUGUAACUCAGGAUGUACUCCUAUAGAUUGUAAUGGUUUUGUAAUUGGAAUGUGGAAGAACAGUUGUGGUGUUUGUUUGCAUGGGGCUAU